This is a messenger RNA of Aegilops tauschii subsp. strangulata, 555 nucleotides long. NCBI's taxonomy places the organism in Eukaryota, Viridiplantae, Streptophyta, Magnoliopsida, Poales, Poaceae. The record is from RefSeq and is a predicted model, not a curated record.
AUGCCCUCGCCCACUCACGCCGCGCCACGUGGCGCCAGUACGCCGCCGCCGCCGAAGCCCGCCGGGCCAGUCCGCCGGCCCCCACGGCCCGCGUCCCCGCACCCGCGGCCGCCCGCGCCUCCCGCGGCUCCCCCGCGCCCCGGAUCUCCGCCGUCGGCGAGCUCCCCCGCCGCCAUCGCCGGCGCUCCCCGCCGCUCCGCCGUCUUCUGCCCCCGCGCCCGAAUAGAAUACUCAUGUUUGAAAGUUUCAGAGCAGGGAACAGCAACAUCAACCUGUAACUUCUUCAGAGAAGAACUCGAAGGCAGGGAAGCAACAGCAGCUCGAGCUCCACCGGAUGCAGGGGAGAAGCAGAAGCACGAGCUCGACUGGCUGCAGAAGCAGAAGCAUGAGCGCCGCCGUUUUUUGUUCACCGAAGGAGCUACCGUGACGAGCUUCAGCGGCGGCAAGCGGAGGACCACGACGGCCGGGCCAACCAGUAAGGAAACAAGCGGGGAAAAGGGUUCUGGAGGACCAGCAGAUCACCCUGAAGAUCUUGAACGGCUCGGGGAGGCCUGA